Molecule: messenger RNA, 6756 nt
Organism: Periophthalmus magnuspinnatus
Lineage: Eukaryota; Metazoa; Chordata; Actinopteri; Gobiiformes; Gobiidae
Gene: grk3
Product: G protein-coupled receptor kinase 3
Exons: 21
Coding region: 1550-3616 (688 amino acids)
Biological process (GO): protein phosphorylation; regulation of signal transduction; G protein-coupled receptor signaling pathway
Molecular function (GO): ATP binding; G protein-coupled receptor binding; G protein-coupled receptor kinase activity
Source: RefSeq, a predicted model, not a curated record
CCCAGUGAACCCUCCCCUCCUCCAUCGUCCGUCUGCGCUACCAUCAACUCAGCAGCAGCACUCUGUGCAUGGUCCUGUUGGCGAGGAGGAGAGAGUCCCUGGAGCUCAGGAACAACACAAGCACAUAUGGAUUAACUUGGAUUUGUGCAUUUUUUUUUACCCGGAUUCUCUCGGAAACUGCUCUGGGAAGGGUACACAUACUUCCCUUUUUAGACAGGCCACUUAACUCGCCUCCGCUAGCUUAUUAACCAACUAAAUCGGUGUCUGAAAUCGUGCCAGUGUUAAUCUUCCUGUGAGUGGUAAUGCCUUCGACCAACGAGGGACAUUGGAUGUUUCUAUGGGAUAUAAAAAUCUUAGAUGCGCAUAGCGACUGAUGACACAUACCUCGCUUUAAGUUAGCCUAGUGGCUAACAAGUCUCAUUUUGCUAGCACGUCUCGUCGAAGCUAACUAGCACAUGAAUCAAACGCCACAAAUACUAACGGGAACGCCACUGCUCUGGAAGUGUGGAUUUUAUUUUUUUUUUAGAAGCAAAACUCUUUUUUCGAGUUGGUUUUGAUACUAGAUCACUUAAUUUACUGCAUCUUUUCGGCGACGUUUUAAUGAUUGAUGAGCCGAUAAGGAACCUUAACCAUUACACAGGAAGCAGCGACCACGGCAACAUAAACAACUGCAGUGCGUGGAUUUCUUGGGCUCCAGUCAUGACUCUGGGCCACUCUUUCUGCCGUGUGUAUUCGGUUCUGCUUCUGCCAUUACGUGUCUGAUCUACUUGGACCAAGAUUUUUUAGGAGUAACGGACGACAGCACACAGUGCCCUUAUACUCUUCAAGAAAGUUGUCGCCCAGCACCUUUCAGAUUUUUCAGAUGCAACGAGGUUUAAUGUAUCUGUUUUAAACGUUGUGAGGAAAGGAAGAAGACUGUCACAUCUGUGCAGUGCAGCGUGUGAUCUCAAAUUGUCUCAUGUGUGACCGAGUCUGCUCCCAGCAUUGCCUCUUAUAAGCAAAGGAAAAGACUGAGGCGCAUGCCGCACUGGUGGCAAACCAGUUCGUUUCGAUCAAGUGGACCGGGCCGACAGAUUCCCUGAGACUUGUAGGAGUUGACAGCUGUCUCGAGAGAGACCCAUCAUUUGGUGCAACAGUGUAUGUGUUUUAGUCAUAUUACAAGCAAGCAUCAGUACAAGCAAGGAAGUGCUGCGUAAAACACGACUGCAAUUCUGCAUGCACCAUCACAAUUUUCUGUGCAGAUUUUAGACUAAAUGACGUUGCAAGGACUGUAACCUGCGCAACUUUACGCUUUUAUGCAUUGAACUGCCACCAGUUGUCUUCAUGGCAGAAAUUUGGGAUUCUAGAUAAUGAUUUGAGGGGAAAUAAACCCGACCAAGACAACGCCACAUUUACGCUCGACGGUGAACCGUGUCAUUCGCUCCAUUGGUCCUGUCACACGCCUCGACCAUUGAUGCUGCUCAUAUCUGAUGGACUUUGUUUUCUGAUCCCCUAAAACAGCCCUCUCGAACCCAGUAUUUUAUCGAUUUGAUCAUUCCAGGGUCGAAAGAUGGCGGACCUCGAAGCAGUGCUUGCCGAUGUGAGUUAUUUGAUGGCGAUGGAGAAGAGCAAAUCUACUCCAGCGGCCCGGGCGAGCAAGAAAAUUAUCCUCCCUGAGCCCAGUAUUCGCAGUGUGAUGCAGAAAUAUCUUGAAGAGAGAGAUGAACUGACAUUUGACAAAAUUUUCAACCAGAAAAUUGGCUUCCUGCUGUUCAAGGACUUCUGUUUGAAUGAAAUUGAUGAGGCAGUACCGCAGCUCAAGUUCUACGAAGAAAUUAAAGAGUACGAGAAGCUGGACUCGGAGGAGGAGAGGCUAAGCCGGAGCCGGCAGAUUUACGAUGGAUACAUCAUGAAGGAGCUCCUGUCCUGUUCACAUCCUUUUUCAAAGAAAGCAGUGGAGCACGUACAAAGUCAUUUGGCAAAGAAGCAAGUUCCUCCAACUCUUUUUCAGCCAUACAUUGUUGAGAUUUGUGACAGCUUGAGAGGGAAGAUCUUCCAAAAAUUUAUUGAAAGUGACAAAUUCACUCGUUUUUGCCAGUGGAAGAAUGUGGAGCUCAAUAUUCACCUGACCAUGAAUGACUUCAGUGUUCAUCGGAUAAUCGGCAGAGGAGGCUUUGGGGAGGUGUAUGGCUGCAGGAAGGCAGAUACAGGAAAGAUGUAUGCCAUGAAAUGUUUGGACAAGAAAAGAAUUAAGAUGAAGCAAGGAGAGACGCUGGCUCUCAAUGAAAGAAUUAUGCUUUCACUUGUUAGCACAGGGGAUUGCCCAUUCAUUGUAUGUAUGACCUACGCCUUCCACACCCCUGACAAGCUAUGCUUCAUACUGGACCUUAUGAAUGGGGGCGACUUGCACUACCAUCUUUCUCAGCACGGAGUGUUCAGUGAGAAGGAGAUGCGUUUUUAUGCAGCUGAAAUAAUCUUGGGACUGGAACAUAUGCAUAAUCGUUUUGUUGUCUACAGAGACCUCAAGCCAGCUAAUAUCCUGUUGGACGAACAUGGACAUGUUCGCAUCUCCGACCUUGGACUAGCUUGUGAUUUCUCCAAGAAGAAGCCCCAUGCCAGUGUAGGUACGCAUGGUUACAUGGCUCCGGAGGUCCUGCAGAAGGGAACGGCGUACGACAGCAGUGCUGACUGGUUCUCUUUAGGCUGCAUGCUCUUCAAACUGCUCCGGGGACACAGUCCUUUCAGGCAGCACAAGACCAAAGACAAACAUGAGAUUGACCGCAUGACGCUCACCAUGAACGUGGAGCUUCCAGACUCAUUCACUGCAGAGCUCAAGGACCUGCUGGAGGGUCUGCUGCAGAGGGACGUAUCCAAGAGACUUGGCUGCCAGGGGCAAGGAGCCCAAGAAGUAAAGGAACACCAGUUUUUCAAAGGCAUCGAUUGGCAGCAGGUGUAUCUGCAAAAGUACUCUCCCCCAUUAAUCCCUCCCAGGGGAGAGGUAAACGCUGCUGAUGCUUUUGAUAUAGGCUCUUUUGAUGAGGAGGACACCAAGGGCAUCAAGUUGCUGGACAGUGACCAGGAACUGUACAAGAACUUCCCCCUAGUCAUAUCGGAGCGCUGGCAGCAGGAGGUGGCAGAAACUGUAUAUGAGGCGGUGAACUCCGACACAGACAAGAUUGAGGCUCGCAAACGGGCCAAAAACAAGCAACUAGGCCAUGAAGAAGACUAUGCCUUAGGAAAAGACUGCAUAAUGCAUGGCUAUAUGCUCAAGUUGGGGAACCCCUUCUUAACCCAGUGGCAGCGCAGAUACUUCUAUCUUUUCCCUAACCGUGUGGAGUGGAGAGGGGAAGGCGAAUCACGGCAAAAUCUGCUGACAAUGGAGCAAAUUGUGACUGUGGAAGAAACGCAGAUAAAAGACAAGAAAUGUAUCCUGCUACGCAUCAAAGGUGGAAAGCAGUUUGUGCUGCAGUGUGAGAGUGAUCCUGAGUUUGUGCAGUGGAAGAAAGAGCUGACUGAAGCAUUUACAGAGGCCCAGAAGCUGCUGCGUCGUGCCCCCAAAGUCAUCGGCAAAGGCAGAGCAGGAGUGGUUGAGCUGUCUAAACCUCCCCUCACACACCGCAAUAGCAACGGCUUGUGAACCCACACGCUCAUGUUCAUUUGCACACACAGUCUGACCUAUACACAGUCCUCCCUGUUUACUCACUAGCCUCAGGACUUUAGGACCUGAACCCUGUCCAUCCUUGGAGCCUGACUCCUUUGUGUGUGUUUACGGACCUACAGCACACAGCCAGAUUUGUGACCAAUCAUCUGUUGUUUGUACCACCAUGGGAACUUGACAGUCACCAUGAUGGAGGAGGAGAGCUGGAUAUCACAUUUAGAGGUCUUAGCAUGUGAAAGGCCUCUGAGUGAAUGUCUGUGUCCAGGAAAAGCUCCCUUGGCGUCAUGUUUUGCUUUAUCUUUACUAUUUCCCCACAAUUUCUACCCAAGUUAAAUCAGGAGGCUCGCAUCAAACCAGCUUUACUGUGGACCAGCUGAAGGAUGUUCUCUUUUCCUUCAGAAGAAAAUCAGAAAAAGUAUUUCUUAUGUAUAUGUGUAUUUUUGAGAGGCCUAACUUAGAAAAAUGGCUGCUCAAAAUGUUGUUCUCUUCAUUGUGUCUGUAACCAUUCCUCCCCUCCAAGUGAAGUGCGUGAAGUGCCAACAUUGAUAUGUACUUGAGACACCUGGACACAACAGCCUGGUGGUGAUUUUUGCCCACAUAUUCACAGAGAUGGAGAGAAAGCAGGGUGUUAAUGGUUCAGGCCUGAUCAUUCCAGCGCCAGGAAGUGCAAGGACCACAGACUGUUCUGAUUGGCUCUCGGACAGUCAGUUACUAUAGAGACUGCGCUUCCAUUGGGUGACAAGCAGCAGCUGGUUACUAUGGGAACCCCAUAGACUGGUAUCCAAGGACAACAUUGUAACUUGGGCUACACUCUGAGGUGAAGAAAUCAAGGAGAUCGACAGGAGAACAGGGAGUGACUCUUGAGUGUAUAUAAGUAACCCUUUCUCUGUGCAUCUCCAGUGUUUUAGUCUAUGCUACAAUGUGUGUGCAUUAUUAAGGACUUCUCUGUCUGCCUGUCGUGAGUUGUCCAUGUGUUGGGCUUUUUGAAAAAGGGGCUGGGGUCAGUUCUUGUGGGUGGGAGCAACCAGAGGAGCUUUCAAUUACUCGCAGCAUACAUAACCUAUUUGGACAGUGUCAGUUUAUCUAGGCUGAGUGACAACUUUCUUUGUGCGGUGUGUAUGUGCGCGCUCGUGCGUGUGCGUGAGUGUGAUAUAAUGACAAAUAUACAUUCUCUCAGUCAUUAGAAAAACAAUCCACCUCUGAUUUUAGUGUGAAUAUGAAGAUGACCACCUGAUGCUAAUUUAAAGAUUUUCCACUCUCUACAUUUUAGGGGCAUUUCUGGUUUCUUUUAUAUGAAGGUUUGAAAUGUUCUACUUUUUGCACUCUUUAUCCAACCUGCCUUGACUUGAGUUUGUUCAUUCAUUUCCAUGUCAUUCAAAAUCACCUAAAACAAGUUUCUAAUACUGAUAUAGAGCUAGCUACAGAGUAAUGUUUAUUAAAUCUCACUACUCUGUAAAUGGGUCCAGGGUGUAUGUUUAUUUUACUUUUAAAAUAUUAGACUAACAGUCAAACUCUAUCACUUAAUAUUAGAUUAUCAGUUUAAGAUGUCCUGUUACAGGCCUCUUGUUCCAUAUCACACGUUCCCUCUCAAUUUUCACAAAUGUUUUUGAGGCUCUUAAUGUAAAUAAUCUGUAGGUUGUCACAACUUUAUUAGUAUGAGACUGUUGAGUUUAUACUUGGGGAAUAAGUGCUUGUAUAGAUGAGUAAUGGUUCAUAUUAGCCAAUAAUAGCCUGUGUCAUCUUAACAUUUUAUAUUGCCCACUUAUGUCAAUCAAAUAUUUUCUCUACAAUUUAUUUCCUUAAUCUCAGCAAAAAUGAACAAUCUUAGCUAUAAACUUUUUUCAUUUCUACUUUUUAAUGAAAGUACUCCCACCAGACCCACAAAUGACAAUUAUACCUGGACUGGAGUUGUAUGUAUUUGAGUCAUCAUUGACAGAUGGUCUUAGUUUGAGAGAAGAGUGAAGUAUGUUGGGAAAAUCUACUCUAUUAAGUUUGUGUUGAUGCAGUACUGUCAUUGUGAUGUCCAUGCAUUUCUAGAGUUAAUGUUCGACUUUGUAGAAAAAGGUUUAUUUGGGUGCAUUUUUGAUUAUUUUUAGCCUUAUCAUUCAGGGGAGAGUUUUUUUGUCUAGAAAAAUGUGACACCCUUCAAGGUGUCUUUUUAAUUUUAUAAACCAAAAUGGUUUUGUUGUUUUACUCUUGUUGCACCUUUUAGCCCACUGUGUUACUUAUUAGUUGUUUAAUGUGCCAAAUAACUUGGAAGCUUGAUGGGAACCAAUGGGAAGUCGUCCUUCAGGACCUUUGACCCCUCUCUGUGGGUUCUGUGGACCUGUUGAGUCAGCAGUACAGUUGAACUUUGGUUCAGAGUAAGUCAGAAGCAGGGGUGCAAAACUGUGACCAAUUGUGUUUUUCCAGGACUGAAUGCAGCAGUGUGCAUCAGUCGGGCCUCUGCCAAGUUGCCAUGAAACUUUCACCCCAGUUCACCUCUCUGUAUGUAUGUGUGAGCAAAUGUGUGCUUACUAUUGUAUGUUUGCUCUGUGAACUACUUAAUUCUUGUGUUUGAACACAAAUCUGCCCUGAUACCGGCUCAACACAAGACCAUUUAAAGGGUGUGGCAUAUAGGAAAAAUGAAAGGUAUAUAUAAAUAUAUGUGUAUAAUAUGAAAUGAAAAAUUUCUCUAGGUUUAUUUAAAAAAUUACGUAGAAAACUGAAAUUGUUGCGAGGACGUCAGGGGUUUUGAUGUGAGUUUAUGUUUGUUGUUAUGAGUUCAGCUCAAACCUUGCACAUAAAGACUAAGAUAUUGUACCUGGAGUAACAGAUGAAUAUUUUUGUUCAAAUACCGGACUCUUUCAUAUUUAUUGUGGAGUGUGUGGAGACUAUGGUGGUAGAUCCUCCGGUUUACACCCAACAAAACCCUUUUUCAAUGUUAUAAACACAAGUACUACUGGCUUUAGGUUAUUGCCAUUCAGGUUAUGAAGAUGCUGAAAUAUAAGUGAUAUUAUUCAACAAUUAAAUUAAUUUUAUUUCAAUUAACUUGUUCUUUUGGUUUCCAAGAAUGGUAGGAAGUUGCGUCUUGGACUGCUUGUGCAAACAGUUCAUGAAUAAAAUCUUUUUUUCGUGUU